Octopus sinensis (East Asian common octopus) is the source of this 1129-nucleotide messenger RNA. RefSeq names its product zinc finger protein 430-like. The coding region runs from base 375 to 1034 and encodes 219 amino acids. The record is from RefSeq and is a predicted model, not a curated record. The transcript is spliced from 2 exons. Gene Ontology annotation, biological process: regulation of transcription by RNA polymerase II. Lineage: Eukaryota; Metazoa; Mollusca; Cephalopoda; Octopoda; Octopodidae. Gene Ontology annotation, molecular function: DNA-binding transcription factor activity; RNA polymerase II cis-regulatory region sequence-specific DNA binding.
AAACUCAGAUAACAUUGACAGAGAGAAUAUUUCACUUUGGUAUCCUGGAAGAUAGUAUUCAGAACAGAUAGAACGGAUGCAUGGAUUUACAGAAAUCUUUGAGGAAUUCUAUUGAAAUUUCUUUUGUAAACAAAAUUUCUCAAACAUCACUGUUUGGAAUGCGUGCAAGAUUUUUGGAUUCCAAUUAAAGUUGAAUGAAUUUGCAUCAUCUUUAGAUAUCAACAAAGAUCACUGCAGAUUGAAAUAUAGGUGGUAAAAUAUUUGUGAUUAAACUAUAAAUACAACUAUAUAUAUAUCUAUAGUUUUGAUAGAGGAGAAAUUAUUUAAAAAUCUAUUCGAGAAAGUGAAAGGACGGAGUUCAUUUUCCUCAAGAGAUGGCAGAAGGGACAGGGAAAUCAACAGACAGUAGUGAUAUCUGUGAAAAGUCAUCCUCUCAAAAAUGUAACAUCUUGACUCCCAGACGAACUCCCAAAGAAGCAAAGCUACAUCGCUGUGUUAUUUGCGGUAAAACUUUCUCUGAAAAUAGCUACUUAGUUACACACAUACGUGUACAUACAGGUGAGAAACCAUAUCACUGUGAUGUCUGUGGUAGAUCAUUCUCUGAAGGAAGUCACUUGACAACUCACAAACGUACACAUACAGGAGAAAAACCAUAUCUUUGUGAUAUUUGUGGCAAAACGUUCUAUCAAAAAUGUCACUUAACCGAACACAAGCACUUUCAUACGGGAGACAAGCAAUUUCACUGUGAUAUCUGUGAUAAAUCAUUUUUUCAAAAGAGUCACUUAACAGCACAUAAGAACAUCCAUACAGGUGAGAAGCCAUAUCAUUGUGAUGUCUGUGGUAAAUCUUUCUCGGAAGGAAGUACCUUAACUAAACAUAAACGUAGCCAUUCAGGAAUCAAACCUUUUAAAUGUGAUAUCUGUGGUAAAUCAUUCUCUCGGAAAAGUAGCUUAAACAGUCACAAACUCAUUCAUACAGGAGACAAUCCAUAUGAUUGUGACACCUGUUGCAAAUCAUUAUCUAUUGUAACUUGACUGGACACAGGUGUAUUCAUCAAUACUUAAUGAAUCAUAUUUUGAAGGGAAGUGCCUUGAAUAAUCCACAUGUUUAUUCAAGAUAUUGAAUAAUC